Pangasianodon hypophthalmus (striped catfish) is the source of this 5354-nucleotide messenger RNA. RefSeq lists its product as uncharacterized. The coding region runs from base 1693 to 5136 and encodes 1147 amino acids. Gene Ontology annotation, molecular function: lipid binding. NCBI's taxonomy places the organism in Eukaryota, Metazoa, Chordata, Actinopteri, Siluriformes, Pangasiidae. Gene Ontology annotation, cellular component: extracellular region; membrane. Gene Ontology annotation, biological process: lipid transport; lipoprotein metabolic process. The transcript has 36 exons. The record is from RefSeq and is a predicted model, not a curated record.
UGUAGGAACUCAGAGAUCAUCAAACUGAAGAAAUUGACUGUCUCUCCAACCACACACAGGACAAACAAAAGACAUUCCUUUACAACAAACAAACCUAAGAUGGCUCCAGGCCGUCUAGGUUAAAUGACCGAUUGUUAAACAUUAAGGGAUGUUAAUGGUCAUCAGAAUGCAGGAACACCCCAAUAAAAGGGUAUAAAUUACCCCUCAGUGGAGCUGGAACCGGAACAGAGCUGGAACUGGAAGAGACCUUGCACCAGAAGACCCCAAGGCUUUCCUUGCUGAACAUCGCCUAACUCGACCCUUCACCCAGCCGUCCAGACUCCAUCCUCCCUCUCUGGCGACGAUCAGCAACUUCCCCAAGAUCCUCCAACUCUGGUCCGACUAGAACCUGCUGACCACCAACGACUACUUCCAUUCACCACCCAAGCAAAGCAAGUAUUGAUACCUCCCAACUUCAUUAAUCUGGUGCAAUAACACUUAGAAUUCUCUAACCUAUUCACAAGUUAAUGCCGACAUAUUGAUGGUUCACUCAGGUCAGGGUCUAGUGACUUCUCAUACUUUUGUCUAAGAAUUGUUGUCUGAUUGUUAUCACUGGUUCUUCUCAUGCCAUAUUCCUACGUGUAUGAGUGGGUAUGUCUGUGUGUGUGUUAGUUGUAUGUAGUAGUCUUAGUCUAUGUGUGUAGUAGCUUAGUGUAAUAAAGUCUUGUCAGUGUUCAGGGUGAUGUUGUGCUGUGUUUUCUUGCUCACCAUCUAAGUUCCUAAGGUGCCUGAUCUUAGUACCCUGCUCUAGAAAGGUCAUCAUCUGAGGAAGUAUUAUUCCCGGUGGCCACGGUAGUGAUAACUUACCAGAGUUGGUAGAUGCCUCACUAAACAUUUUGGUGGACGAAAUGAGCAAUUAAUGCCGUAAAUUAAUUCUGAUAAUAUUUCCCCAAGAUAAUCAAUAUUGCAGUUGCAUUAAUGACCUUUACUCCCAUAAUAAAUGGAGGAUCAACAUCUAAGUCGACAUCUAAGUGAGCUAAAUUCCUUACAACUCUAAAAAGUAUAUAUCAUCUAAACAUUAUCAUUUCUACUGAAAGGACACUAGCAACUUUAAUGGUUCCAACUAGAAUUAACACUCUAUGGAACAAAUGCACUUACAUCAGCCUUCAUAAUGACUGAACUAACAGAACCCAACAUAAUUACUUAACUAACUAUACACACAAAUCAUACACCUGACUGAAAAACACAAAGAUGGUGAACCAAGAAAACUUUACUGCAACAUUAAUCUUUGAUGGUGGAGUGGCUAGCCUCUUUAUGUCCCAGGGCGUUAUCUUCUGUUUUCUUCUGCCUCUCAGUUUUAGUUGCUGUCAUAGUUAGUCUAGCCGAAGUCCCUGCUCACACUCUGCACACAAUGUAAAUCCCUCUCUCUCUCUCUCUCUCCCUCUCUCUCUCUCUCUCUACAAAUGCUACUCCUGAGAUGCCAUUGAUCCUGACCCCUUCUGCUCUCUGGACCUGCCUGAUCCAUCCUGAUGCCCGACUUGUGGUUGGAAACCACUCGCAGCUGCUGUGGAUGGCUCCAUAUGAACAACCUAAAGUUCUAUGAGAUUCUGUCCAUGAAUUGGCAAAAGUGUUCAGGGACGACUCAGCUGCAGAGUUCUGUUUAGUGGCUCCGACACAGCUGCUGGUUUUUAAACGCUUUCACACAGACGAUACAUGGAGGCGCAAGAUGAUCACAUUGCCUGGCAAAAUGAAGUUGUCUCAGCAGAGCAACAAACUCAGAGCAUUAAAGAGAUAGAUAAUGUCCUGAAGAGAGUGCCUCUAACACCCUUUAACAGCCAAAACAAGGAGAAUGUCUUACUGAAUGGUUCCUCUAAUGGUACACAAGCUUCAGGUAGUCAGAUCACACAGAAUGGACGUCUGAAAUCACUGAACCCAUUUCUACAUCCAGCUCAGACCACAGUCAAUGGGCUCAGCUCAACAACCACAAACCCGUUUUUUACUCAAGGCAAAGACUCCAGUGCGACUGUUUCCAGAGACAACAACAAAGACUUAAUGUUAAGGCUUGGACAAAGUAAUGUGUGGUCUCACCUUCCAACAUCUUCUACACCAUCACUUGAGAAUGACUGGGCUGUUUUCCCACCUCCUACUCUAAGCCAGGAAACAAACCAAACCACAUUCCCCAGUCAAAAAUGGGACAUAUUCCAAGAUUCAAACUCUUCCAGAAUUUCCCAAGCUGGACUAAGCAAUCAGAAAACAAACAUUUUUCAACCUUUCAAAGAGGAAACCAGUGUCUCCCAGAGCAUGAUGGGCAAUCAGAAAACAUCCAAUGAGAGGGAUUAUCUCUUAGAAUACAUACUAGCCAAUCAAAAGAAUGAUGAGCAACCCAUUCAUUCUACCACAGCAUCCAAUCAUCUGGAUGUUUUUGAAGACUCAUCUAGUUUUUUAUCUUCUCCAGUAAUCAACGAUGACAUUUUCACAAACCCUGCUGCAACUCCGUCGAAUGAUAUCUUUCAAACUCCUGUGUCUAAUGUACAGAACAGAGUAUUUCAAAAUAUCCAAUUAUUUCAGACUCCAGCAUCCGUCCAGAAUGAUAAUUCUCACUUAUCUGAUAAUUCAGCUGUGAAUAAUGGACAGAUCAAGCCACAGGACGGCACCUUUGACAAAAUGUUCAUGCCUACAGAGCUGAAUCAUGGAAUACUCCAGGAGACCUCCACAUUGCCUUCACCUCUUAAUGCACCAACAAAUGGAGGGCUGAUGUUUAGAAGACGACCCCCCAAACCAGCCCCAUGCAGUAAGCCUCCUAAGAAUCUUAAUCAGAGUAUCAACCAUGACAUUUUUUCCAAACCUGCUGUAUCUGUACCUGCUGAUCAGAAACCUGCUCAGACUCUGUUAGCACCCACCUGGGCAACUCCCAUAUCCAUACCCGCUGUUCCACGUACUACAACUAAUAUCCAGGACACCAUGCUAGCAGAUGAAGUUUAUGAGGACGUUCUUUUCAUCGGCCAGGAGAAGUGUGUGGAGGACUGGCCAGAGGGCAGCCCAGAGCUUAACCCUGACUGGAAACCUGCUGGGAAAUUAAAAUUAAGGAGGGAGUCUUUGAGGAUUGCUCUAGAAUCUGAGGCAGCCCAAAAUACAGACUCUCUCGGGAAGAAAUCUGGCAAAUCAAAAAUGAAGUUGAGAGUCUCUAAAAGAGGAUCAAAGGAUAAAUCAGGGGAUGACCCGAGGGUUCACCAAGUGUCAAAGGAAAAAUAUCCUGACAACUUGAACGGUGCCUACAGUGAAACUUUGCCUUGGGGAACAAAGUUCCAUGCAACAGAUGACCUUUUGUUGUCUGAACAAGAAGAUCAGAAUGCAAGAAUGAAGAGCAAUUCAGUGAAGACUAAAAAGACAAAAUUCAUAGUUCCUCAUUUGCAUUAUCGAGGAUCCAAGAAAAAAUCUCUUGGUGAAGUUUUUGAAAAUGGAUCACCGGUUCUGCAAGCCUCCAAGAGUGAACUGAUUCAGGAGUCAUACGAAGACAAGCUGAGGAACAGUGAACAUAAAGAGAAGGAACCACUGAAAUUCAAACCCCUUCUGUCUCACCAUCUAGCCAAGGAUACUAUUGAAGAUGAUCUGAAGAAGAUGAAUGGCCUUUCGUUUUUGGAAGAAUCAAAGGAGAACGUGUCUGUAAAAGCUGAGAGUGAAAAUCGUCGUUUCUCUGCAGACUUACUCGCAGAGUACCAGCAUGAGACAUUCUCUCCAAAAUCUUCAGACAGCAGUGGAAAAAUACAAGAAUUACAAGACUGUCGACCAGUUUUACAGAAGAGAUCUAUGAAAUUCAUCGUUCCUUACUUGUCUCGGAAAGGAUCGAAGAAUACCCCGGAGGAUGAUAUCCCAGAGAAAGGUGCUGAUUUGUUUAAAGCCAGUGAUAUUAAAGGAUUGGAAAUCAAUGUAUCUGAAGAUUAUAGUCAGAUGAGGAAGUCUCCUAUACAAAGGGUUUCACCAAUAAUUCAGACAGACUCAAAGGGCCUAAAUAAUGCAGAGAAAGGAGAGGAUCUUUUUAAAGCAAGAGACAAUGCAGAUGACUGGAUGGAGAAGCAUACUAUGGACUCAAAAACAGAGAAGCUGAAAAAAGCAUAUCUGCCAAGCAGCGAAUCAAAGGCCAAGGACCAAGUGUACUUUCCUGAAGACAUUGAACCACCAGGUGCUACUUCUGGUGAUUAUUACCUUUCAGAAGCAGCUAAGGCUGAGUGGAUGUCCUCCCAGAUGGAUGUGAGGCGAACAAGAGCACCGGACGAAGAUGAGGAACUGGAAGGAGUGAAGGAGGAAGAGGACGGGGACACUGACAGUCUGAUGGAGUGGUGGGACACAGUAGAAUUAUGGGACGAACUGCCAUCAGAUGAGGAAAUCAGUGUAAUGGAGGAUGAGACUAAAUCUUUCACUGAGAUCGCUGACAAAGUCCACCAUGGUCUCAGAGUUUUCUAUAAAGUUUUCAUCGAGCAAGCCGAAGUCCUGUACCAGGACGUGCUCUGCCUCUACGCCAUAGGUGACGAUCUCGAUAACUUCCACCGCCGCACUAAGAUCGCCAACAUCACAGGUGGUACAACCACAGCUGUGGGUGGUGUAGCAGCCAUUGCUGGCCUGGCACUGGCACCUGUCACACUUGGGGCUUCUCUGAUUGUGUCUGCUGUUGGGCUGGGAGUAGCAACUGCGGGUGGUAUCACAACAGCUUCGGCCACCAUAUCAGACAAUGUCCACGACAUGAACGACCGUAAGAAGAUCGAGGUGGUGGUGCAGGACUACGAGAGCCGACUGGCGGAACUACGGCGCUGCCUGAGCUUUGUGGCUGAAGGUGUGCGCAGACUGCGCUUCCACCCUCUUCUUCGCCGUAAUAAUUACUACGCCGGUGACUGGGAGGUGCGGCGAGCUCUUCAGACCAUCAGCCUGGUGGGAGAUCCAAUAGAGCAGGCCGAGGACAUUGUGGAGAAUUCCACGAUGGCUCUGAACAGUGUGUGCAAAGGCAUGGAUAAUUACUUUUGCAAGGAUUCGAAGGAGCUGAAGAAGGGCUGCAAGAAGGAGGUGACAAUGCAAGUGAAUAUGUUAGCUAAGCUGCUGCAUGAAGGCUUAGUAGCACUCAAUUCCAUACGUGAGCAUCUCAUGGAAGCUACUGGACAUGUUUAGAACAGGAAAUAGAUAAAUAAAGAAUUUAAAAUUUGAUUGUUUUCUAAGUUUUAUCUAGAACUGGUCACAUGCUACACAUGAUGGAAAAGUGUGACUCAGUUCCUUCUACUAUUGUAUCCUAGUGUAUUAAAUGAAGAAGAGACUUGUGACUUCCUUGUCCUCUGACAAGGUCAAGAAAGAUCACAUGUCCAAUACGCAUAUAAAGUAUGAAUGUAAAA